Chara braunii is the source of this 1385-nucleotide messenger RNA. The record is from the annotation of a GenBank genome assembly. NCBI's taxonomy places the organism in Eukaryota, Viridiplantae, Streptophyta, Charophyceae, Charales, Characeae.
AAGUACCGUGCGUUGCCUAGCUUGCCAUUCCAUUGACCUCGGUGGACGACUUUGGCACAUCAAGUCUGAUUCAAGCACCAGCGCGUGGAGUUUUUCGUAUUGACUUGAGUACUGAUGUUCGACAGAUUGCCGUCUAACUACUGUUUUGUGCUACGCCAUCACUUUCCCGCUCACUAUGGCGAAUUCGGGAUCUCGGGAUUAUGGAGGUUAUCGUGACCGGGAUCAUCAUUAUGAUCGCGACGCGAAUGCUGAAGGUGGACGAGCGCUGAGCGGAAGUGAUCGACGAGAUCGCCAUGAUGACAUUCGACACGAUCGAGGUUUUCCUUCUCGAGAACAACCUCGGCAUUUCAUACCUGUCUGUGACGAAUGUGGCGAACCUGGUCAUUACAAGAACCAGUAUCCAAGGCUAGUGGGCGAAAGUACCUUUCGAAAUGUUCCACAACGAGGGCAAUCUACGUCGCCAGCGCGCUACGCUAGAAGAGAUGAACAGCGAUCAACAUCCGAGGAUCCUACACUGCGGCAACAGUUGGAACAACUUACUAGCUCACUGGCCAAUGUAAAAAGUUACAUUGAUCUUGAGCAAUCGUGCAAAGCGGGGAAAGAGCAACAAAAGUUGGAAAAAGAGAAACGGAAGCAAGCCGAGAAGGAACGCCAGCGUAGAGAGGAGGAGGAAAGACAGGCUAAAGAACAACGAACUAAGAAGAAGGAGGAGAGGAAGCGCAAAAAGCUGGAAGCAUUAGAGGCUUUGAGGAAGGACAUGAGAAUGGAGGUUCGAGUCGCCCAGACGGAGGGACUGGCUAUUAGUGAAAAGCGGAAACGUAGUGCUGAACGCACUAUUGGCAAUAGUCCUCCUAUGGUAACACCUGCCAAGCGCCCAACUAAGAGGGGAGAGCUGAAUCCGAAGCGUCUCCAGCUCAGCUGUCGGCGAAAACCACUCAAGAGAUCGCCUGCGGAUAAGAAGACGCCUUUGCGAAGUAUCCUGAAGAAGAAGAUUCCCGCUGCGCCGGGAGAAAUGGGUAAGCUACGUUAUGUCACCGACAACCUCCGUGAGUUGGGAAACCUGAACGUCGAGGAAUUGAAACUCAUCUGCCGUACGGAAGACGUACCCUUCGAGGGUAUGAAGAAGAUGGAUACUAUUUUGGCCAUCACAGAGAAACGAACACAUGUCGCCUAUGGGUCGCAGCCGGAAGCGGAGCACGCGGAGGGUGACAAUGUUGAUGAGCAUGUGGAGGAAAGCAGGACCGAAGAUGUCCAUCAGGAGUACGACGACGAUAUCGAGGAAGAUAACUGAAUAACUGAAGAUUUAUGGAGUGUGUGUAAUACUCUUGUCGACUGGCAUAAAUGUUCGUCAUUUGAUGUCACUACCGAGAAAUUGUAUAGGUGUA